AUGGCAUCUGAAGCAGAGGAAUUCAAAAAGCGUGGCAACGACCACUUCAAGCGGCAGGAGUUUGAGCUCGCGGUGGAGGCCUACACCCGCGCAAUUGCAGUGGACCCCGAGGAGUGCUCCUACUGGCUAAACCGCUCCAAUGCCUAUAUCCAGCAGGGCUGUUGGGAAGUGGCGGAGCUGGACGCAAAGCGCGCCCUGCAGUUAGAUCCGGCGAAUGCCAAGGCCAUGUACAGGCGAGCCAUCUGCCUUCGAAAGUUGGGAAGGCUACACGAUGCUCUGGGCGUCUUGGAGGAUAACGCGAAUUCGGAGAACAAAGCGUUCCAACAGCUGCGGAACGAGGUGGUACAUGAAAUCGCCCGACAAGAGGCACGCCCACAGUCGUCACCGCGGUCGAGGUCGUCCUCGUCCUCGGUGUCCUCCGCUGAAGGCGGCUGGGCAGCGCCGCGGCGCAAACCGGCGCGAGCUGUACGUGAGGAUGAGCUGCCAUCGCAGGCGCUGGGAAAGCUCGCGGAGCUCGGCGACCUCCCGGCACUGGAGGAAGCCUUGAGCCGUGGGGACGCAGACGUGAACUGGCGGCGUCCGAAAGACGGCAAUGCCGCACUUCACCUUGCGGCCGAGUGGGGACAUUUGGAGGUUGUGCAACUGCUCCUGGACAGCAGGGCGGACCCUGAGCUUCACAACAACUACUCGAUGUCCCCGUUCGCUUUGGCUGCUCACGGCAGCGAUGUGGAGAAUCUCUUGGCCAAGGUAACGAGGCCUCUGGCGGAAGACCGGCGUUAUGCCAUGAAGCUGUGA
Symbiodinium sp. CCMP2456 is the source of this 795-nucleotide messenger RNA. Lineage: Eukaryota; Dinophyceae; Suessiales; Symbiodiniaceae. The record is from the annotation of a GenBank genome assembly.